AUGGAUAUCGCGACUGUCGCUCCGCCCUGGGUGGACUCGUCUUCUUCUGCUUUCGCGAAACAAACUCCAGACUACUUUGCUACAGCUGUCGGCGUUCGGCCCAAGAAGGUCCUCCUCCAGUAUGGCCCUACCGGUCGCAGCCUCGGCAGUGCUACCAUCAUUUUCAACAAGCAUGAGCAAGCCGUCAAGGCCACGUCGGCGCUCAACGGCGUCAAGAUCGAUGGUCGCCCUAUCCGAGUGGAGAUGCUCGUGAGCGCAGCAAACCUCGGAGCUGCCGCUGCCCAGCCUUCUCUCGCUGAACGCGUCACCCAACCCAAGAAGGACAAGCCUAAGCCUGCAAAUGCCGCGAAGACGGCCCCUGCUGCCGCUGGGAAAGGUCGUGGCCGUGGUGGACGUGCUGAAGCCCGUGGUGGACGUGGUGGCCGUAACCCCCGUGAGCGCACCAAGAAGAAGACCGUCGAGGAAUUGGACGCCGAGAUGGCCGACUACUUCCCUGCAGGCGAAGGUAGCACGGAUGUUGUAGCCGCCGGCGGCGCAGAGGUUGUUCAGACGACAACGGCCGUUGGUGACACCGCCAUGGAUGACGAGAUGCUCUGA
Molecule: messenger RNA, 597 nt
Organism: Parastagonospora nodorum SN15
Lineage: Eukaryota; Fungi; Ascomycota; Dothideomycetes; Pleosporales; Phaeosphaeriaceae
Exons: 3
Coding region: 1-597 (198 amino acids)
Biological process (GO): mRNA export from nucleus
Cellular component (GO): nucleus
Molecular function (GO): mRNA binding
Source: RefSeq, a predicted model, not a curated record